Mizuhopecten yessoensis (Yesso scallop) is the source of this 8773-nucleotide messenger RNA. RefSeq lists its product as uncharacterized. The coding region runs from base 779 to 1909 and encodes 376 amino acids. The transcript is spliced from 5 exons. NCBI's taxonomy places the organism in Eukaryota, Metazoa, Mollusca, Bivalvia, Pectinida, Pectinidae. The record is from RefSeq and is a predicted model, not a curated record.
UCUACUACAGUGACGAACCGACAUGAUGUUUAAAGCUAUAGUAUUGUUUUUGAUGACGAUGUUCAUGCAAAGUUUUCUAACCUGCUUUUUUGACAUGUGCUCGGGAUUGAUGUGCGUGGAAACUGAUCCUGCGUACCACACACUUAUGAUUAGCUAUUUGACUGCAACAGAAAUACCUACAGUGUGUCCAGCUUGGCAUCAUUCAGUAUUGAUACUCGGGAAGAAGUUGUACAUCACCGUUCUGAACCAACUUUUUCAAACACUUGUGUGUCUGUACUUCACCACAUACGCAUGCGCAUGGAAAUGGCACACUCUCGCCCAACAGAGCCCUUGUUUGGGUAGACCUCGCACAUUUACAGGACCCUGAACUUAGUGUUCACAACUUCUACCCCUGCUGCAUUGUGGCCUCAAAACACGACACUCCCCUAUGCACCCUGGACUGAAGAGGCGUCCCUUUAACAAGCUAGUACUCUGGACUGACGAGACGCCCAUUAACAAGCUAGUAAUCUGGACUGACGAGACGCCCAUUAACCAGCUGGCACCCUGGACUGAAGAGACAUCCCAUUAACCAGCUAGUGCUCUGGACUGACGAGACACCCAUUAACCAGCUAGUACUCUGGACUGACGAGACGCCCAUUAACCAGCUGCCAAACUGGACUGACGAGACGCCCAUUAACCAGCUAGUACUCUGGACUGACGAGACGCCCAUUAACCAGCUGCCACACUGGACUGACGAGACGCCCAUUAACCAGCUGCCACACUGGACUGCUGUAAUAAAAUGAGGUGGUCCAGGUGCUCCAAGGUUGUGAUCUGGUUGAUCGUUGUCGUGGUUACCCUCCAGCUCCUCGACUAUGAUUGGAACAUCUUCAACUUAACUCGUAACCGGCCUUCCAGGCCGAACCUGCUGAGUACUUCUGAUUCAGGGUCAAAGUCGACAUUACAGGUGAAUGUCCCAGUGGUCCAUCAAGGUCAUCACACAAACAAGACAUCGGUUAGAUUUAUUGAUCUCCCAUUGAGUACACCAUUUGACCUUGACCUUCGCGUGAUUGUUAUCACCUAUAAUCGUGGGAAUUCUGUUCUGAGAUUGUUGAACUCGUUAAACGAGGCCGAUUAUUUAGGUGACAAGGUCGCCAUUGAUGUUUGGAUCGAUCGUUCCAAGGAUGGUGUCAUUCAUGAGGAGACCUACGCAAAGGCCAGACAGUUUAAAUUCAAACACGGUAUCAUUAAUGUUCAUAACCAGACGCAGCAUGCUGGGAUAUAUGGCCAGUGGAUGAAGACUUGGAAUCCGUCAUUGGACAGUAAAGAAAUCGCUGUGAUACUGGAGGAUGAUUUGACAGUGUCGAAAUAUUUCUAUAAAUGGUUAAAAAAUGUUCACGCGAAGUACGAUUCAUUGUUGUACAUCAACGGUUUCGCACUUCAGGGUUACAGCAUGAAACACGGAGGAGGACCGGGACAGCUGCGAGCUCCAGACGAAAAUAUUGUCUUCAUGUAUCCGAUUCUGGGUACGUGGGGAUUCUCACCAAGUCGAGAAAAUUGGAUAAAAUAUGUGAAAUGGUAUGAUAACAUGUCGGAGGUAUCAGGUUUUCACCCAACAGUUGCAGGCAUACUGCCGACACUUUGGUAUAAUAAUUUCCUGAAGCAGGGGAAGACCGGGGGUAUGUGGUCCAUGUGGCAUGUAUACCACGCCUGGAAGUUCAAGGAACGGUCAAUCUACCCAAAUCUCCCGGGAAAAUGUGGACUGACCAUCAACUGGAAAGAGGCUGGACUUCAUUACUCUAAAUCGCAAACCGUUACGGAGAAUAAAGAUCCAAUACUGACGGCGUGGGAUGGGAAAUUUGAUAACUUACCAGAUGUACCUAUCCACCUUAAUGUUAAUGGUAAGGUGUGUCCCAGAGAUCGAUAUCUGUAGUCUGAUCACAUUGUUAUAGGUCAGUGAUAUAAAAGGUGUUCAAUUAUUGUUUGUACCAGCCAUUGAAACAACAUUCCAUGCUUUCAUUGUCAUGUAAGUAGUUUUAGGUUUUUGAACAGAAUCUCAAGUUUGUCCCGACAAAAUAUUGGAAGAGAGAUUUCAUAAAGGUGUUAAUAAAAAAAUAUUUUUCUUUUCUCAUAACACGAUUCAAAUCAAAGGAAAAUAACCAAAUUGCAUUAAUUUAAUUAUGUAAAACGAAAAGUUUAUGAUAAGACUUGUAUCAAGGAUGUAUUAUCUGUGAUGUAAGCCUGAUGUCUUUAUUAAACCCCGUCCAGCAGGGGUCUAGAAAAAUACUCAUUCAGCCCUCGUGGACAAGUAAAAAAAACAAAUUCUGAAACCCAGCUUGAUCCAAUCUUCAUUUUACGCAAUCGCCAAACUGUACUUUCAUUUUUUACUGUUGUAUCAACAUUAUCAAAUAAAUUUGUCAGACAUUUAAUUUAUUAUAAAUUCUGGAUAUGCAGACGAAAAAUAUACUUUGAAAACAUCAACUAAUAUUAAGUGAAUUCAGAUAAGAUGUUCGCUAAUUCAGACAAUGACUAUUUUAGGUCUCUAGUCCUGUGUCUAGUUGUUUGACAAGUUUUUCCAGACCCCUGCAUCUAACCUGUCCCACUUCAGCACUUCUAGAGGCUAAACGGAGUGUCUAUAUAGUAUGUCUUAUAUGGUAGCCGAAUUGACAUGAAUCGAUGAACGUGACAGAGUUCAUAUCCUACUGGUCAUUGAAGCAUCACAUAUAAACACUUACUGGUUGUGCUAUAUGAAUCUUUUCUCAACUCAAAACAUCAUGUUUAAGGAUCCCUGUCCCACUGAAGGCAAAUCACCAGAAACAUUUCCUGUAGUGUUUUGUACAUGGAGUAACGCCCACUUAAAGUCAUUUUGGAUAUAUUUGUAGCAUAACAAGGCCAGUGUACUACUGAUAACUGAUUACCAGCGCCGUUUUUCGUUUAUCGUGUUCCAAAAGGUUGAACCGGUUGGACCAGAAUUGUUCGUUUAGUAAAUAUAGUCGGACCUAGUAUUCUGAUGCCACUUUCAGGCGAACCUUGUCAAAGUCAUGCAAGGCCGGCAUCAACAUUUCCAGGAUUUAUACCCGAAAAUGUCACAUUUAAAAACGGACGUACCAUUUGUUCUGCAUAAACGAACAGGCCCAGAAAGCUAAGCUGGUUAGAGCCACAGGACAAUGAUCAGAGGUCGGUGAUUGAAUUGUGGUCGUUAAGACAUUUGAUAGAAUACUUUACUCUUGCUGUAUUGUAAUCGCUUUGUGCAGUAUAUUUCCACGGCGGUGUACAAAUAUACAUUUUCCUAUCUACUUAUAUGCAGGCAAAUUUUGAAAAAUUCCACAUGCUUGACCUAUAUUUGAACAGUAAUUAUUAAAUAUUUUUACUAGCCUUGACAUUAACCCUAUCAGCACUGUAGACCAGAUUGGGUACACCCAGAUCAAUGCCUGGUAGAGUCUACUCAAGUUACCUAGGGAUGAAAGGGUUAAACCUAAUAAUUGGGCUGCAUAGAUCAGGCUAAUUGAAAUGUAAACUAUGUAUGCUUGCAGGGACAUGCAUAUUUUUAAUCAACGUUGACACUUUUGAUCAUGUGAAAUAUUUGCUAUAUCAGUGUCAGAUUAGGGUUAACAUCUAUGGUAAUGGUUGUACGGUGAGAUAUAAAAUCUCUGAAACGGUAGGAAUAAUUGAACUGAAUGUCUUAAUGCAGAGUGUGUAACAAAUUUAUGAUAAUGACCUUUGAAUUGUUACAAUAUUUCACAAUAAUAGUUGCCAUUACUGUGAUUGUCACAAUAUAGGUUGUACAAAUGUAUUAAAAGUGAUAAAUGUCUAUUAUUAAUACACCUUGAGUAAAAUUAAAAUAAAUGAUAUUUUUCACUCCAAGAACUUUCAUUGUUUUUCAAUGAAAGAAUUGAAAAAAGGAAUGUUUACUUGAUAAUUUGAGAUUUUACGAUGAGAGAUUUUACGAUGAGAGAUUUUACGAUGAGAGAUUUUACCAUUUGAGAUACCUUUUUAAACGAUUUUUACGGUAUGAGAUUUGCUAUUAAUUUACAGGAUCCCAUGUUUUACCUUCUGUUAGUAUUGUUUAAAUGUAGUCUUGUGUUUUCUUUAAGUUUUAUUCUUUCUUUUCAGUAUUAAACAACUAAUUUUUUAACUGAAAAUAAUAGCAUCCAUCUUAAAUCUUCUUGACAUUGUUGGACAAACUCAUUUAGUCACAGAACAUACCAGUGUGUGCCAGGAUGUAUGAAAAAUGCUUGAAAUAAUUUUCAUUAUUUUGAUCUAAAGUUUAGGGACAUAAAAAGAAAAUGAUGAUAUGGUUUGGAGCAAAACCAUUCUACGCAAUGCUUUGCUGAUUCUGUAUUUGUGUUUUUAAUGGAGAAAUGUUCCUGCUUUUUAAAUGAUAAGAAUAUACAUGUAUCAGUAUUGCUUUAUUCAGAGUUCAACAUUGCUGUUUUAUGUAAGGAAAACAGAGAAUUUGUUAUUGAGGUUGGUAUCUUCUGUUUGAGCUAGAGAUUUUGUUUUAUAUAUCAAUGGCUGAGCAUUAACUAUAUAUAUCUGUUUCACCAUAAUGAUGAAGUAAAUAUUGCAUUCAACCUAGAUUCUCACAAGAUUAUUAUUUUUCUCAAGCUAAUGUAUUUGUUAUUAUCACUGCAACUGUAUAUAAGCAGUACAAUUCAGCUGAAAUUCUCACAAACUAAAUUAAUAUGGUUCUGAUGACAGUUGGCCUAGCCAUCCGAAACAUGUAAACUAAUAACACAUACAGUUACAGAAACCUUGGUGUUGAUGCUCCAUCACUUAUCUACUUUUAUUACAUAAUGUACUGUGUUAUCCAGUAAAUAUACCCAUGUCAUAUUUUUUUGCAUAUUAAUAUGACCAAUCAGCCCUGUGAUCGGUUGUAAGCUUCAAUUGUUUCAAUUGUGACGUCAUGCCUAGGACAAGUACAUGACGUCACAGACUUACGCACCUGAGUCAAAAUGGUGGUUUGCAUGAAAAUUGUCGUUUUACAUGAAUAAUGCCACAAAUCUUGAUUAUGUGAUAAAAAGGAUCUUACACUCGUUUUCAUUUCGUAUGGAAUUUAUGAAACUCGUCACUAAUUCUUCAACUUAUAAAACAUACAGUUACGUAUACAGAAUCCUUGGUGUUGAACCUCCAUCUCUUACCUACAAAAAAAUAAACAAAGUUAACUUGUAUCCAUCCUUUACAUUCUGACCUGGAUCUGUGUAUGUGUUAUGAUUGUAAAUUGAUCUUGCCACUAUUUGCUAUAGGAGUUCCAUUUUUAUUUACCAUGUUGAUUAGUAGGCCUACUUCGUAUUAUAUACAAAGUAGCCCUACUUAUCAACACGGCAAAUCAAUAAUAUUAUUCCAUUCUUUUGUUAUGGUUUUAAUUUAUAUAGUCACGUUUCACAGCAUUGCAUGUAUUAUGCCAAACAUAUAUUUGAGUCAAUUUUGAAGGAGCUUUAAACAUGUAAAAAAAAUUUCUGAUGUAUUUUGUUAGUCAAUGUUUUUGCUAAUAUUUUAGUCAUGUUCGGUUAGCUUCAUUGUAAACUAAAAAAUCAUAUUUAUUUAUUGGCAGAGCUUGUUAAAAGGAAAAGUUUUAUGAUUUUUUUCAUAUUGAUUCUAUACAAAAUCAAAACUGAUAUAAAAUUCUAUAUACAAUCAGCAUUUACUGUACAAAAUUGUAUUUUAAUGGUUUAUUGAUAGAGUCGAUCAUAUGUAGGUAUGUGAGAUAAGGAAAUUCUACCUGAGGUUGUAUGAUUUCAGAACCAAGGCUUUGCCGAGGUUUUAAACCCAAUUUCCACACCCAAGGGUAGAGUUUUCAUGUUCCACAUACCAGCAUAAUGAUAGGCUCUUUUUCUCCCACUUCUUACUCAAUAAUACUGUGAGUGCAGCAAGAAAUAUUUACAUUUCCACUGCACAGAGCCUAGAUGUUUCUACUGGGCCCAAUGUACGUUAUUUCCGUAUAACAUGCGUUGGGCCAUUGUGACGUCGCUACGCUUAUGACGUCAUAACUGUAACGUUGGAGAUUGCACUGCUCCACUGUCAACUGGUGACUGUUCUCUGUAUGGAUUUACCCUGACGUUGAAACGUGUUCAGACUAAUAUUAUGUCUUUAUUUCUGCGUGAACUGUAAGUUGAUCAACAUAAAAUGUAAAUAUAAGUAUUGGUUGUCAUAUUCAAUAUGUAGGUAAGCCAAUGUAUGUUACACACCAAUGCAUGUCAAAAAUAUGACAACCACUCCUUAAAUAUAGUAGAUUUUCUGGACACCAUACAAACUUACCAAGAACAUAUUUUGAAAUAGCAGAAAAUUGUAAAGUUGCAGAUCCACCUGUCCAGGGUUAGAGAAAUGUGUUUCUUUUACCCUGGUCAGGGAUAUCCACCAUUUUACCGGAAUGAGAUUUUCUUAUCUCACCCUAGGGUUGAGACAAGCUACACGUGUUCUUUGCACGUUCUCAACAAUUGUAUGACGUCAAAGCAACAAUACCAUGACGUCACGGCAACAAUACAAUGACGUCAUGUCGACAAUUCAGCCGCAUCACAUCAACAUUAUCUUGCAUUGAUGUAACGUCUAUGUAAAAUACAAGGGAAACAGGGUAAGAGAAAAAUAAUCAUUCACCCCCUUGGGAGUGAGACGAUGAUCUCAACCCUCGGGGUAAGAUUCUUAAGCUGUCAAACACUUGGCAAGCCUCGUCCAGGGUUAGAGAUGUGUAUGUUGCUGAGGUGGGAGAAAAUGGUAUUUAUGUUCAUGUCAAGUCAUGCUGAAUGUAUAAUGGUGAUUUAAAGUCUUUUUUGUUUAACAUGAGUAACUAACACUUUUAUCCAUAUGUUGUAUAGCGCUUUAGAGUAAUUUUACAAAUUAUAUAUUAUGAUAAGUUGUUUUUUUAACAUUAUGAUGUCUUGUUCGAGGAGAAUUUAAAUUUUUAAAGUUGUAAAAGAGUGUUUUAAGGUCACCUGAACCUAUUUUUUUGUGUAUUUUUGUGACAUGGCAAGUAAUAUACAGAUUAUUCCUGUUUUUUUUAACUUCAUGUCUCGCCUUUGAAAUCAAAUCUAUAUUGCAUAACUAAGGUACAGACCAUUAAGGCCCCUUGGGCCUCUUGUUUAAACAUUUUCACCGAUAUGAGCAAAGCAGUACAUAGAUUUCAGAAUUUACCGAAAUCUGUGUAGGUCUUAGAGGUCAUCGAGGUCAUUUGCUGAUUGACCUGUGUAAAUGCAGGUGACCUAGCAGGUAUGUUAUGUAUAAGGUGUUUUAUGCUGUAUUGAGGGUAAAAAAGGAUGUAUAAGAAGAAGGAAAAAAGUGGCAUUAUGUAUAUAUUGGCUGUAUGGGAGAUAAACAAAUAGAAAUAUCUGUAUUGGUUGUGCAACUCUACUAUAUAUCCCUACUGUAGAAGUAGAAGUUCAUUAUAAAACAUUCAUUAUGAAACUUUUCAACAUCCAUUCCUGCACCUUAGCAGACUGGCUAUUCUUUCUUGCCUUAUUCCCACUUGCGUCAAUUUCAAUUUAUUAUGACUUGAUUUUAAAACCAAAAGGACAAUAUAAAAAGUUAUGAAAUGUAGCUUUGAAUAUAAAUUUUAUCAACAGUAAACUUAACUAAAGUGGCAUUUAUGGGUGUAUGAAUGCCAAGUUUAAUCCUGACAAACUUUUCACACUAUCACACUGUAAUCAAACUGUGAAAUAUGUAUGGUAUUCAAACACCCAUGAAUGCCACUUCAAUGAGUUCAUUACUUAAUAAGGGGGCAUUUCAUUAUGGUUUUACUUUAUGUAUACAGGGAUUAAACAUAUUUUGUUUUGAUAUUAAUGCCAGCAUGAUUGCAGAAUCUUAACAUCCAUUUUGUUAAAUUAUGAACUGGAAAACAUGAACGAUUCAUAUCUGAUAUGAAUGCCAAUGUAGUUAUUAUAUAGUGGGCCAUGAAAUGGUGAAUAUGAUGUAUAGGUAUGUUACAUUUUUAUACAGUUAACUGUGUCUUGGGAGACCACUCAGUCCAAAGACCCGGGCCCGUAUUCAUAUGAAACCAUCCUCAUGCUCAAGCCUGGAUGUUUUGCUCAAGCUUGAUUUCUUGUUUCAGUCAUAAAUUAUUUUAAAAAAAUGGAUUUUGUGAAUGAUUUGGAAAACAACUGAAGAUACUUAAAGCCAGAUACUGUAUUAAUCUUAACAUUGACGUUUUUGAUUGUUUUACAUGAUUUUAGUGAGUUACCAGAAAUCUGGUUUUAACACAGAAUCCAUGAUAUGCUUGAGCAUACGAACAAUUUCAUGACUACAGACCCAGAUCUACUAGUCCCUAGUCUUGUGAAAGGAAGUUUUACAAAACUCACAAUAGAAUUGAAACUUUCAUAAGAAACUUUUAUGAAAGACCAUUAACAGGGUUUUAAAGUAAUGGAUGGCUAUGUACUGACCAAUGAUGAGUUCUUGAUAAGGGAAGUAACUCUAAACCAGAACAGACUUCUUUUUGUUGCUGUAUAUUAUGUUUAGGAGAAUAUUAUAGUCGGAAAAACCCAAUUCCGAUUAUGACUAGUGUAGUGGUGCACUCCCGAAAGCUCUUGUUUCUUUAAUUUAAAAUAAAAUAAAAAUGGUAUCAACUCUCUUUUGGGAAAAAAAGUUUCCUUCAGCUUAAGUGUGGUAUCUCAAGACAGGGUUAAAAUAAGUAUGCAGUUUUAUGUACAUUAACUCAUUCACCCCUGAAAUUUCAUAAUGAACUAUUUCAACCUUUUAGUUGGAGGAGUUUAGAUGUGUCUUCAGGGGGGAAGGAGUUAAUGUUGUCAGCUUAUACAACGCUUACAGUGUUCAGACACAGCUUAUUUGUCAAUAAAAUGUGUAUAAAUUA